ACACCUCACACACCUUUCAGCUGCCCGCUCCCCGGACACGCCUGCAGCCCUGCCCAGACGGCCCUGCUCACCCACCGCUUGUAAAUGCUCCAGACAUGAGCCAGCCCAGGCCCCGCUACGUGGUAGACAGAGAUGCAUACUCUCUCACCCUCUUCGAUGACGAGUUUGAGAAGAAGAACCGGACGUACCCACUGGGAGAGAAACUCAGCAACACUUUCAGAUGUUCCUCAGCCAAGAUCAAAACCACAGUGUUCGGGCUGCUCCCCAUUCUCUCUUGGCUCCCCAAGUACAAGAUCAAAGACUACAUCGUCCCCGACCUUCUUGGCGGCCUCAGCGGUGGAUGCAUCCAGGUUCCACAAGGCAUGGCAUUCGCUCUGUUGGCCAACCUUCCUGCAGUCAACGGCCUCUACUCCUCUUUCUUCCCCCUCCUGACCUACUUCUUCCUGGGGGGUAUCCACCAGAUGGUGCCAGGUACCUUUGCCGUUAUCAGCAUCCUGGUGGGUAACAUCUGUCUGCAGCUGGCCCCAGAGUCGAAAUUCCGGGUCUUCAACAAUGCCACCAAUGAAAGCUAUGUGGACACGGGGGCCAUGGAGGCCGAAAGGCUGCACGUGUCAGCAACGCUAGCCUGCCUGACGGCCGUCAUCCAGAUGGGCCUGGGCUUCAUGCAGUUUGGCUUUGUGGCCAUCUACCUCUCUGAGUCCUUCAUCCGGGGCUUCAUGACGGCCGCUGGCCUGCAGAUCCUGAUCUCCGUGCUCAAGUAUAUCUUCGGACUGACCGUCCCCUCCUACGCAGGCCCAGGGUCCAUCGUCUUUACCUUCAUUGACAUUUGCAAAAACCUCGCUCAUACCAACAUCGCCUCGCUCAUCUUCGCUCUCAUCAGCGGUGUGGUCCUGGUGCUGGUGAAGGAGCUCAAUGCCCGCUACAUGCACAGGAUCCGUUUCCCCAUCCCAACAGAGAUGAUUGUGGUAGUGGUGGCAACAGCUAUCUCUGGGAGCUACAAGAUGCCAAAAAAAUACCACAUGCAGAUCGUGGGAGAGAUCCAACCUGGCUUCCCCACUCCCGUGUCGCCUGUGGUUUCGCAGUGGAAGGACAUGCUUGGCACGGCCUUCUCCCUGGCCAUCGUGGGCUAUGUCAUCAACCUGGCCAUGGGCCGGACCCUGGCCAACAAGCACGGCUAUGAUGUGGAUGCUAACCAGGAGAUGAUCGCCCUGGGCUGCAGCAACUUCUUCGGCUCCUUCUUUAAGAUCCAUGUCAUUUGCUGUGCUCUCUCUGUCACUCUGGCCGUGGAUGGAGCUGGAGGAAAAUCCCAGGUGUCAAGCCUGUGUGUGUCCCUGGUGGUGAUGGUCACCAUGCUGGUCCUGGGGUCCUAUCUCUACGCUCUCCCCAAGUCUGUGCUAGGAGCCCUGAUUGCUGUCAACCUCAAGAAUUCUCUCAAGCAACUCGCCGAUCCCUACUACCUGUGGAAGAAGAGCAAGCUGGACUGUUGCAUCUGGGUGGUGAGCUUCCUCUCCGCCUUCUUCCUGAGCCUGCCCUACGGUGUGGCCGUGGGGGUCACCUUCUCCGCCCUGGUUGUGGUCUUCCAGACCCAGUUUCGUAAUGGCUCUGCUUUGGCCCAAGGCAUAGACACUGACAUUUACGUGAAUCCCAAGACCUACAAUAGGGUCCAAGAAAUCCAAGGUAUAAAGAUCGUCACUUACUGCUCUCCUCUCUACUUCGCCAACUCAGAGAUCUUCAGGCAAAAAGUCAUUGCCAAGACAGGUGUGGACCCCCAGAAAGUGUUGCUGGCCAAGCAAAAGAACCUCAAGAAGCAGGAGAAGGGGAGAACGAUGCUCACGCAACAGAGGAAGUCUCUGUUCAUGAAAACCAAGACUGUCUCCCUGCAGGAGCUCCAGCAGGACUUUGAGAACGGCUCCCCGACCGACCCCAACAACAACCAGACGCCUGCUAACGGCACCAGUGUGUCCUACAUCACCUUCAGCCCUGACAGCUCCACCGCUGCCCACUGCGAGCCCCCAGCCCCUGCUAAGCCCAGUGACAUGCUGGCCAGCGUCCCACCCUUUGUCACCUUCCACACCCUCGUCCUAGACAUGAGUGGGGUCAGCUUUGUGGAUCUGAUGGGCAUCAAAGCCCUGGCCAAGCUGAGCUCCACCUAUGAGAAGAUCGGGGUGACAGUCUUCUUGGCGAACAUUCACGCCCAGGUGUACAAUGACAUCAGCCAGGGAGGCCUCUUUGAAGACGGGUGUCUAGAGAGCAGUCACGUCUUUCCCAGCAUACACGACGCGGUCCUUUUUGCCCAGGCACAGGCCAGGGAAGUGGCCCCAGGACACGACUUCCAAGGGGCGCCCGUGGACCCUGAGCUUUCUCUGUAUGAGCCGGAGGAGGACAGCCCCAGCUACUGGGAUUUAGAGCAGGAGAUGUUCGGAAGCAUGUUUCAUGCAGAGACCCUGACUGCCCUGUGAGGGCCCAGGCCACCUCCAGAGCCCCUCGGACCCCGUGAAGGAUGAGCCUGGGAUCGCCGGGAGUGGAGAGCCGAGAACACCUCCGCCGGAACUCGGGUGCCUCUGCUCUGAUGUCCCCCCAGGCACCUCUAGAGCUAGCCGGUCUCAGCAACAGGCAGAGACACCUCUUCACGCUCCUACUGACCUGCGGGGCCCCAACCCACGGUGAGCACACCUCCUGCUGGCUGCUCUGCACCCGCCCACACCCUGCCUGUGGCAGCUGAGGGGACCCUUGACUGCCAGGCUUCAAGACUGACUCAGGAACGGAGGGAAAGCUCGUGCUGACAUAGCGUGCAAGCUUCGAGAGUGCCCUGAGACCCGCAGGCCUCUGUGUCAGGCUGUCACAGGACACAGAGACAAACUGGCCCAUGACUCUGUGGCUCAUCCCCUCCCGCUGCCCCAAGUCCGUCCCAGCAGCUCUGUACUCCUGGGUCCAUGGGCUCCAGCCACCCAGGAAUCUCCGUCUUGGCGACUAUGCCCCCUUCCUCCUCCUCUCAAGGCUGCUGAGACCCCCACUGCUAUUUGGCACAUCAGACUCUAGCCUGGGGAGCGGCCACCAGGACUACCUCCCCAGGGGCAGCCUCCUGAAACAUUUUCACUCCCCCUGCCCUCGAGGGCUGCUCCCCUCUACUUGAGACCAGGUAGAAACCCAGGAGGAACAGGGGAUAGCUGGCAGAAUCCUCUGGCAGCCUAGCAACAGAUACCAGUUACUCUGCACAAAAGCUUUGGGCAAUCCCUGCUCUGGAGACAUGGAGGGAAAGGAUGCUCCAUCAGUCCAGGGCCAACUGGUGGGCCCAAGCCCCGACAGCUCCCCAACCUUAGAAACACCUCCCCCACUGGAGAAGUCUGCCUGUUCUCUUCUCUGGCAAAGCGCCGAUGGUUUUAACCCUCCCUUCUCAGCUCGAGGCCUGAGUGGUUCAGUCAUGUGAGGGAAGAUGACUCCAAGGUCAUAUCCCAACUGGGUGCCUGGCGUGGAGAAGGGCUGAUGUAGACUGAGUCUUCCCCCAAAGGGAUCCCGUGACAAAUUCAGGAUCUGAGGCCACUUCCUUCUAGGAAAGAUGAGAAGAGGGGUUAAGUUCUCCGUAUUUAUGAAAAAACGUAGAAGAAACCCACUAUUGACUUGAAAAUAAAUAGGUUCCAUGUGCAGGUGUUUUGGGAAAUUUUCCAUGAAAGAGCACAGAAAACACCUUGGCCUCUGCCCACUGUGUCUCCUGAGCUUCUUCAAUGAAUGAUCCCUGCCCAAAGGGUUGGGCUGGCCCAGCCUGGAAAAACGUCGAAUUCCUAAUUUCAGCCUGACCUACAUUGUGUGUCUGUUAAGCGUGAGCUAGUCAGCGAGCAAGUCUUCACAGAGUUAAAGGAGGGGGUGCUGGUGAAGAGCCAACAGAUUCUUGGCCUACAAGCACUGCUUCUCUGUGAAUUCAUUAUGCCAUCUGGCUGCCAAUGGAACUCAAAACUUGGAAGGCAGAGGCCAAUGUUAUCUGGGAUUCACUGUGCCCAGCACCCGAAGUGCCAAAUUUCGAGAGGACAAGAACCGUGGCCAAUGAAAAGUCAACCUCCCCUGCUCCACCUCCAGCAAAGUCCAGCUCAGGCCCAAGAGGUGGGGGAAAGAUCACAGAGUCUCAGGACAUCCCAAGUCACAGGUGCCUUGGGAACCAAGUGUCUAGAACCCUUGAGGACUUGCUGAAGUGACCGCAAACCCCCAGGCCAGCCCCAGACCUAAAGGGGAUUGCUGGCGCACAGUGGGCUCGAGUGGGGGCUCAGGGAGGGGUCCUGCACCACGUCCAAGAGUGUGAGUACUACCCGAGUCCACGGCGGAGGUAAGGUGGGAAACACCCCGGGUGCAGAGAGACAGCCGGAAGAGAACUCGCUGCUGGAAUGCCUUAGCGAGAACACAAGCUCACACAGACCACUUACCGAACGUGACUGAGGCAGGGAAGGAGGGAAGGUAGUGAAAGCAUCCAGGAUUUCAAAACUUCUGAAUGUUCUUAGGGAUGCUGAUGUGGUUCCCGGGAACCAGGACUCUUGAGAUAUUUGUGUAAUUUAUUUAAUUUAAAUGCCAUUCUCCUUUUGUUCAUUUUGCUAAUAAAGUGGUUUUGAAAUGUGAAUGAAUGCAUGUGUUCAGGUGGUUUUACAGAGAGACAAACAAGUCACCUCCAGGAAGAGGCGGCCUUGCUUUGCCCAAGCCCCCGGGGGAAAGAAACGGAAAGCUCAGACUUCUCCUUGAGUCCCCCAGCUCCUCUCUGGGGUCUGGUUUUCCACUCCUGGGAAUGAAUAAACUCCCAUGAUACAGCUGAAGAACAGAGAUAGGGUGAAACGCCUGGUGUAAGGGAUCCUCCAAUUCAAGACUGUUCCCAGAGCCAACUUUGUGGUUUCUGUGGCUAUCAAGGAAAUCAGACUUCCACUGUUUCAUGUGCUAAUUCUUCAGUAUUCAUGAGAUGUCUCUCGAAUGGGCCAAUCCUAUCAAUACUCAGCAAAGCUUUCAGAAUCCCCAGUUCGGGGGAGCACACAGCCUAAUCCCACAUUUCCCUCCCGUAUUUGUGAGACAAUGCAGGGAGCAAAAGGCCAAAGGACUGGAGUGUCCAACAAGCUUGGCUGAUCCAGAACUUUGUUUGCUAACUGUAGGAAAUAAGAGGAAUCACAGAAAAAGAGCAAAGACUCCUUCUGUCUGGAGACAGAAAUAGGAUGAAGUGGCAAGAGAUGGAAGACUAGAGAUAAGACAAAGCAAAGAAGGAAGGAAGAUCAGCAGGAUAAACGUAUGGAAACAAAGACAUCAAGAGAGCUAGAAAAGGGAGAACAGGUGAAGGAGGAAGAGGAUGCGGUGUAGAGGCAGAGAAGCCGUUGAGUUCCAAAACAAUUAUGUAUCUAAAACAAACUAAUCUUGCCUCACCAAGCUGUUUAAAUGCCCUUCAAGAUCUGAGUAAGUUGGCAAUGGGCAUCCCUCCCUUCUGAAUUUUAUAUGUAUUUUUAAUGAUACCGUCUCAACCUAACCAUUAAAAGUAGAACAUGAGACAAAAGCUGCCACCCAGGUAUUUGAGAAGUGACCCCAGGGAGCAGUGGUGAAAGGCAGAAGGAGUGAAACAGGCAGGGAGGGAAAACCCACAAAAGAAUGAGUUACUGCAGCCCGUACAGAGGGCAACUGGGGCCCCAACCUCCUGGAGCCCUGCGAAGUGCGCCUCCAAACUGACCUGGAGAAACGUUGAACCAUCGUUCCCACCUCCUCUUGGCCAAGGGUGAUCUAUGUGGGUUGCAAGGACGUGAGCACAGAGCAGUCCCGAGGGGCCCUUUGCUGUGGCAUCAGGGAGACCCCCAGGGCAGGAAGGAAGAGAUGUGCUUGGCUCCAGGAUAGGUCAGCAGGUAAGACUGCUCAGAACUAUUACCUCUAAAGAGAGUUUUGAGUGGCAUAUAAGCAGCAUCUAAAUCAGGUGCAUUUCUUUAACCUAUCUUUAGAACACAUUUUUACCACUAGUUGUAAAACUACAACAUGGCUUUAGCAGUCUUUGGGGAAGAAGUGUCAAAACUUCUAUGUUAACUAGACUUAUUGGGGUCAUUGUUUCACAAUAUAAACAAAUACCAAAUCAUUAUAUUGUAUACCUAAAACUAAUAAAUGGUUAUACAUCAA
This is a messenger RNA of Odocoileus virginianus texanus, 6117 nucleotides long. It is a transcript of the gene SLC26A9, whose product is annotated as solute carrier family 26 member 9. Gene Ontology annotation, molecular function: sulfate transmembrane transporter activity; oxalate transmembrane transporter activity; bicarbonate transmembrane transporter activity. Gene Ontology annotation, cellular component: plasma membrane. The record is from RefSeq and is a predicted model, not a curated record. Gene Ontology annotation, biological process: transmembrane transport. Lineage: Eukaryota; Metazoa; Chordata; Mammalia; Artiodactyla; Cervidae.